CCAGCACCCCAGCCAUUGCCAGCCUUCUUCUGGGUGACCUUGGGUGAGGCUCUGCUUGCCUGGAGAGCUGUUGAUUUACAAUGCAGAUUCAUCGCUCCUCGCCUGCCUGUCCCUGCCCCUCCUAAAUUGGGCUGGGAUAUAAGAGGUUGUUUGCUCUCUGAUGCCAACAGAGGCCAUGGCAGAACGCCCUGCCACGUGAGAGGCAGAGAUAGAGGAGAGGGGGCUAAGGAGGAGUGAGCUGUGCAGUUGCUCUUGCUUGUGGUAGCUGAGCAGCACAUCUGCAGGACCAUGUCUGUGCUGAACCCUGUCCUGCAGCCCACGGAGGUGAAGGACUACCUGUGCAAGGGCGACCGCUUCAUCAAAUGGGAUGAUGAAACAUCAAAUGCCUCUCCUGUGAUUCUCCGAGUGGAUCCCCGGGGCUUUUAUGUGUACUGGACCUAUCAGAGCAUGGAAAGAGAAAUUCUGGAUAUCACCAGCAUCCGAGACACCCGAGCAGGGCGAUUUGCCAAAAUGCCCAAGUCCCUGAAGGUCCGAGAUGUUUUUGACUUGGAUCACCCUUCCAGCACCUUCCUGCUGAAGAACCUCACAAUUGUAUCUGGUUCUGAUAUGGUUGACCUCACUUUCCAUAACUUUGUGUCCUACAAGGAGAAUAUUUGCAAGGACUGGGCUGAGGACAUCAUGGCCAUUGCCCGGAAUCCCCUCAUGUACAACGCUCCCCGCUUCACCUUCCUAGAGAAAAUUCUAGUGAAGCUGAAGUUGCAGCUGAAUGAAGAGGGAAAGAUUCCUGUCAGGAAUAUUUUUCAGAUGUUCCCUGCAGACAAGAAGAGGGUGGAAGAAGCAUUAAGAGCUUGUCAUCUGCCAAAUGGCAAGAAUGAUGCCAUCAACCCCGAGGACUUCCCCGAGCCGGUGUACAAGACGUUCCUCAUGAAUCUGUGUCCACGGCCUGAGAUUGAUGAGAUAUUUACCUCACACCAUCUAAAAGCAAAGCCCUACAUGACCAAAGAUCACCUGGCAAAGUUCAUCAACAAGAAGCAGCGUGACACCCGCCUCAAUGACAUCCUCUUCCCACCAGCCAAACCUGAGCAGGUGCAGAGCCUGAUAGAGAAGUAUGAGCCCAGUGGGUUUAAUGUCCAGAGAGGGCAGCUGUCUCCAGAGGGGAUGGUCUGGUUCCUCUGUGGCCCCGAGAACAACCUGAUCGUGCUGGAGAAGCUGAUGCUGUACCAGGACAUGACCCAGCCACUCUCGCACUACUACAUCAAUUCCUCACACAACACCUACCUGACAGCUGGGCAGUUUUCUGGGACGUCCUCUCCUGAAAUGUACCGGCAGACACUGCUGGCCGGCUGCCGCUGCGUGGAGCUGGACUGCUGGAAGGGCCGGCCCCCGGAUGAGGAGCCCAUCAUCACCCACGGCUUCACCAUGACAACUGAGAUCCUCUUCAAGGAUGCCAUCGAGGCCAUUGCAGAAAGUGCUUUUAAAACAUCUCCGUACCCUGUGAUCCUGUCCUUCGAGAACCACGUGGACUCGCCAAAGCAGCAGGCAAAGAUGGCCGAAUACUGCCGAACAAUUUUUGGAGACAUGCUGCUGACAGAGCCACUGGAGAAAUACCCGCUGAAGCCAGGAGUUCCUCUCCCAAGUCCUAAGGACCUCUUAAGGAAAAUCUUGAUUAAAAACAAAAAGAACCAAUCUAUGUCUGAGAAGAGGCAGAACUCUUUGAAGAAAGGGAGGAACGCAGAACCAGAAACCACUGAGCAGCCAACCUCUGUGGAUGCUGAAGAUACUGUCUGGGCAGGUGAUGUGGCUGAAGAGGAGCCAGAGGAAGAGGAUGAACAGCUCAGAAAUCUGGAUGAAGAGGAAAUUAAAAAGAUGCAGUCAGAUGAGGGCACGGCUGGUCUGGAAGUGACGGCGUACGAGGAGAUGUCCAGCCUGGUUAACUACAUACAGCCCAUCAAAUUCAACUCCUUCGAGGUCUCUGCCAAGAAGAACCGGAGUUACGUCAUCUCUUCCUUCACCGAGACCAAGGCUUAUGAUCUUGUGAGCAAGUUCCCCGUGCAGUUUGUUGAAUACAACAAAUGGCAGAUGAGCCGCAUUUACCCCAAAGGCACCCGGAUGGACUCCUCCAAUUACCAGCCCCAGAUGUUCUGGAAUGUCGGCUGUCAGAUGGUGGCACUCAACUUCCAGACCAUGGAUGUCCCCAUGCAGCAGAACAUGGCCCUGUUUGAGUUCAACGGGCAGUGUGGGUACCUGCUCAAGCACGAGUUCAUGCGGCGCCCCGACAAGCAGCUGGACCCAUUCUCCGUGGACCGCAUCGAUGGGCUGGUGGCCACUACUGUCUGUGUCACGGUACUCUCUGGUCAGUUCCUCUCAGACCGCAGCGUGAAGACCUACGUGGAAGUGGAGCUCCUUGGGCUGCCAAGGGAUGCCAAACGCAAACACAGAACCAAACUGACCUCCACAGCCAACUCCAUUAACCCUGUGUGGAAGGAGGAGGCUUUUGUUUUUGAAAAGAUCAUGAUGCCUGAGUUGGCGUCUCUCAAAAUUGUGGCUUGGGAAGAAGGAGGAAAGUUCAUUGGCCAGCGUAUCAUUCCCAUCAUCGCAAUGCACCCAGGCUACCACCACGUGUGCCUGCGCAGCGAGAGCAACAUGCCGCUCACCAUGCCCGCCCUCUUCGUGUUCCUGGAGAUCAAGGACUACGUGCCAGAUGCUUGGGCAGAUCUCACUAUUGCCCUCUCCAACCCCAUCAAGUUCUUCAACCUGCAGGAUAAACGCUUGAUGAAGCUCAAGGAUACCUCAGGGGAGAAGCCUGGCACACAGACAAACCUCUCAACUGCUGAGACUAAUGGGGUGACAGGCUCCACUAGGAAACCCAGCAUUCCUCUCUCUAACAGGUCCACAGGAGCAGCAGUGUUCGCCAAGGAUGAAGCCAUGUUGGAAGUAAUGCAGAUGGCAGAGCCUGAGACAAUCACCCUUGCUGAGCUGCAGCAGAAGAAGCGCUUCCUGAAGCUGCUGAAGAGGCAGGAGAAGGAGCUGAGGGAGCUGGAGUGGAAGGGAAGCAAACAGAGGGAGGAGCUGCUGCAGAAAUACUCCGUGCUCUUUUCGGAGCUGGCCUGCCCUGGGGGCAAGAAAAGGACAGUACGCACAAGGAAAACGCAGAAGAAGAGGAGCGUGACCCCAAGUGAUGCUGGUACCAGUGCAAAUCCUGUCAGAGCAGCAGAGAGCAUCGAUUGCCACUGGCUCGUGGAGCUGAGGGAGAGGCUGGAGAGGGACCUCAUCCACCUUGGGGAGGAGCACCACAAUCGCAUCCUAAGGAAGAAAGAGCAGCACGCUACCGAGCAAGUUGCCAGGAUCCUGGAGCUGGCCAGGGAGAAGCAGGCAGCUGAGCUGCGGGUGCUGAGGGACACAUCAGAAAGCAACAUUAAAGACAUUAAGAAGCGGAUGGAGGCAAAGAGAGUGGAGCGGGUCCAGGCCAUGCUGAGGAAUACCAGUGACAAGGCUGCUCAGGAGAGGUUGAAGAAAGAAAUUAACAAUUCCCACAUUCAGGAAGUGGUGCAGACAGUCAAACGGAUGACAGAGAAGACUGGCAGGUUGCAGCAGAAACUGGAGGAGAAGCAGGCAGCAAAUCUUCAGUCCAUCAAGGAGAGAGAAAACCAGCUCCAGCAGCAAGUACGGGUAGAAUAUGAGGAGAAGUUGAGAGCUCUGAACAUGGAGGUUCAGGAGAUGGUGAAGAACUAUACCAAAACCAGCUUUCCAGGAGAGCCACAGACUGGGAAGGAAGCAGGUCAGAGCAUUCCUGAGGGAGAACAAGGCUCUACAGAUCAACUGGAAGCAAAUAUCCCAGUGGCAGAGGUGUCCAGGCUUACACUGGCAAUGACUGAGCCCUCGGGAGCUGCAAUGGAUGUGGAGAUAGAAGAGAGCAUAUUCUGAGAUGAGGCCCUUCCUUACUGUUCAUUGCAAGAAGUUAUAUGGUGAAGUAACAACCAGCUUCACAAACUAUUGCCAUCCCUUUCCAUUCUGGGGAGCUCCUGAAAUCCUUCAGGAAUGUACCACAUUAUUCCAGAUAUCUGGAAGCAGUCUGAAGAGCUCACCCUUCAGAGUACUGCACCUUCUGUGUUCCCCAGCCUGAGCUCUGAGGUAUUUCAGCAGUGGGAAAGGGCCUGUGCCUGCAGACCAACUCCCUGUUGGCAUCACAGCAGCAGCUACAGGAAUAUUUACUUUGCAUUCAGAACAGUUCUUAGAGACAGUUCCCUCAUCAUUCUUCACAUGCAUCUCUUCACAUCAGUCCAACUCCUCCUAACAUCUUCCACACGGUUCAAUGAAACAGCAAUAAACAAACCUAAACACUGAUACAAAGAGACACCACAGGUGGGGAUAGGGGUGGGAAGUGGGCUCAGUCACAGCAAACCACACCAUGCUGUGUGUCCUACAGGAGAACAGUUACAUCUGAAGCUGCAUUAAUAAACAAUUACAAAUGCUGCUAUAAAACAAACCAAACCCCAGGUCAAGCAGGUAUGAGACAGCAUGUUCCACGCCUAGUCUGAACACCCAACAAGAGUCCACCUCUCCCCUGUGGUGUCACCAGAGUACUGGAAUUAUGGAUUGUACAUUUCUGAGCUAUUUAUUUUCUAAAAAAUUAAAACAUAGCAGUUCUU
Messenger RNA from Agelaius phoeniceus (red-winged blackbird), 4649 nucleotides. It is a transcript of the gene PLCB2, whose product is annotated as phospholipase C beta 2. The record is from RefSeq and is a predicted model, not a curated record. Gene Ontology annotation, biological process: phosphatidylinositol metabolic process; G protein-coupled receptor signaling pathway; release of sequestered calcium ion into cytosol. Lineage: Eukaryota; Metazoa; Chordata; Aves; Passeriformes; Icteridae. Gene Ontology annotation, molecular function: phosphatidylinositol-4,5-bisphosphate phospholipase C activity; calcium ion binding. Gene Ontology annotation, cellular component: cytoplasm.